Molecule: messenger RNA, 2078 nt
Organism: Nycticebus coucang (slow loris)
Lineage: Eukaryota; Metazoa; Chordata; Mammalia; Primates; Lorisidae
Gene: CPLX3
Product: complexin 3
Exons: 3
Coding region: 172-648 (158 amino acids)
Biological process (GO): synaptic vesicle exocytosis; neurotransmitter transport; regulation of neurotransmitter secretion
Cellular component (GO): terminal bouton; SNARE complex
Molecular function (GO): syntaxin binding
Source: RefSeq, a predicted model, not a curated record
UUUGAGGAGGUGGGGGCGGGCCCAGGCGGGGGCGGGCGGCGGGCGGUGCAAAGCGUGGGGCGCGGGCCCGCGGCGGGAGCUGUCCGCAAGCCCUAGUGCUGAACUAGGCGAGGACCUGCUGGGUGCUUGGAGCGUGGUAGCAGGCGCCCAGGGCUCGGGCCGGCGAAGACCAUGGCGUUCAUGGUGAAGACCAUGGUGGGCGGCCAGCUGAAGAACCUCACCGGGAGCCUGGGGGGCGGCGAGGACAAGGGGGACGGAGACAAGUCGGCAGCGGAAGCUCAGGGCAUGAGCAGGGAGGAGUAUGAAGAGUAUCAGAAGCAACUGGUGGAAGAAAAGAUGGAGCGGGAUGCACAGUUCACACAGAGGAAGGCAGAGCGGGCCACACUGCGGAGCCACUUCCGAGACAAAUACCGGCUGCCCAAGAACGAGACAGAUGAGAGCCAGAUCCAGAUGGCAGGCGGAGACGUGGAGCUGCCCCGGGAGCUGGCCAGGAUGAUUGAGGAGGACACAGAGGAGGAGGAAGAGAGGGCCUCGGUCCUCGGGCAGCUGGCCAGCCUCCCUGGCUUGGACCUUGGCUCACUCAAGGACAAGGCCCAGGCCACGCUGGGGGACCUCAAGCAAUCAGCUGAGAAGUGCCACAUCAUGUGACCACUUCCCUGGAGGUGCCCACUGGGAUGACCAGGGGGCUGGGCCCUCAUGAGGGCUAAAAGUGUAUCUCAACUUCUAGGGGCCCAUAGUCUAUCUGCCCUACCUGAGCCCCAGAACCCUUCUCAUCUGCACCCCAAGCCUGCCUUCUGGGCCCCUCCCACUCCACUGGAAGCAACAACCCCAUUCCUCACUCUGCCCCUCAGGACCCAUUCCCUGUCCUUAGCCUGUGCAGCCUCCCAAGACUGUAGGAUUAGGCCCAUUCCUCUUUGCCAUGGCCCCAAGUUCCUGCAUACAAGGAGCACCCAUAGAGACUCACAGAGGAUACGAAAACUCUGGCAUGAGCAGAGGCAUAAGCCACAGAUGCAUCCUGGCACACACAGACACAUACGCAAAGUCCAGCUCCCCUGGGUACCCAGCGCCUCCAGACACUGAUACUCAGAUACUCUCAGAGGACUUUGGACAGAUGCUCUCAGCAGACAAGAGGCCUGAGUUCAAGCUUCUACAUUUAUUGUCAUUGCUCUUUCUGGGCCUCAUUUCAUCAUCUGUAAGAUGGGAAUAGACUGGAUAAUUUCUAAGAUUAUUUCUGGCUUGGCCUCCCUGGCCUCUCAGAGCCAAGCCCACACCCCUCCUUGGGCAGGGCCGCAGCUGUAGCCAUAGCCUCCAGUGGCUGCCACUGUGGGCUCUGGGAGCCGAGUGACGCCAUGCAAGGGGUGUAGUGCCAAGAAGCUGGCACUGAAUAGUAGCCCGGACAGCUCCAGGCCUUCUCUGGGGCCAAGGCCCAGCCAAUUUCUAUUCUGUUCCUAUAGAACGCUCUUCUGGAUUCCAUAGCUGGAAUCUCCUUUCCUAGCUCAGUGAAAAAUAAAAAUCCCAAAUGAUGUGCCUAUCUUCCCACAUCUGACUGACUUCCAGGAGUUGUGGAGUUCAUGGCCUGCCAUGGAGGUGUGCUCUUUACGUCCUUACGUCCUGGAGCUUCAUGAAAAGGAGACACCUGGUGGUAGGAGUGGAAAUGUCUUGAAAUGUCUUAUGUGGACCCCCUCCAGGUGCCAGCCCCUGUAAGAUGCUUAAGCUCUAUCCUCUCAGGGGAGAGAGAGGGGUCUGGGGCCAUGACCCUGGACUUUGAAGAGGCUGUGGCAGCCAGCUAGAUGGUGACGUACGUACAUGGGGCAUUACUGAGACCACAGUGGCAGGGGAAGCUCAACCACAGCUGUCUCUGGCACCUUUGCCUCUACCCCUGUCACCUCGGAGAUGGAAGAUAUAAAAGCAGGCAGAGAAACUCCAUUCCAGCCCAGCACUGCUGUGUGACUUUGAACAGAUCCUUUCCCUCUCUGAGCCUAUUUUGCUCCUUGUCAAAUGAAGAGUUCCACAUCUCCUACACUUGAGUAACAAUAAUAUUGUUUCAAAGGGUGACCAUUUAUAAAGCCAUAGGCAUG